UAUCCAUUCAGUCAUGGUUCAUAACGCAGUUUGAUACACGAAGUACAAGAAUUUCCCACCAUUUAACGCUUGCAUAAAGAAAUCUGCUAAAAUCUGUUUGCACUUACACAAAACUAAAUGGGAUAAUACAGUUACACUUUUUUCAGCAUUCUGGAAGCGCUAACACUGAAAUUUUUAUAUUUUUAUUUGUUAAUAAAAUAAAUGGCGACUGCAUCUUCUAACGCUUUGGGUACCAUCCGUGCAGGGGAUAUUUUACCUGCUACUCUAGCUGCCAGUGCGAGCAAUAGUGACUCUGGAUCACCAGCAAUACCGAAAAAAACCGCGAGCUCCGAAACAUAUCUGGACGGAUCGAGAAGAGCCAUUUUUAGUAGAGUGGCUGCAAGACCAUUCCAACUACCAACAGUAGAAAUGCGCGGGAAAAACGGAUCCAAACAGCCAGACACAGCAGACAAGCGGUAACACAAAAGCCCACGUUGCCAAAAUUAUUACCAGAUACUUGGUUAGCAAAUGCGGUCCCCACAACAGAGAGCGCCACGUCAAAAACAUCAAAGAAAAAAUCAAGGGCUUUGAAACCAAAUGGAGAGAUACGAAUACCUGGCUGAAAGGGACAGGAAAUGGGAUUAUAAAGAUUGGGGAAGAUCGAGCAGAUCGACUUAAGCGGCAAGCGGUUAAAGACGAAGUGCUGCGGCAGUUCAAGUAUUUCUUCGAUCUGGACGCUGUUAUGUGGGAAAGAGCUGCGAACGAACCAGCGUAUGUUUCGAAUACAGGCCACAAUAUUAACAGCGGUGCCAAUGUCAUGGGCGUUUUGCGCAUGGAGGAGGGCAGCGGAGGCGAUCCCGAUGAUGAAGGUGAACACGAUGCUGGGGCGGUUGCGUUGGGCAGUGGCAGUAAUGUUGCACACAUGGACGGAGACGAAGAGUUUUUAAGCCAUCACGAUCGACGACUAAACGGGUACAGCGAUAUGGAAGUCGAGCCGCUCUCUGUUGAUCCCGGGAACAUUGUGCUUUAUAAGACUAAGAAGCCGGCUGAUAAACCAAAGAAAAAGCAGAAGACGACAGAGUUUUCUGAUACACUACUGACCAUUGAAGAGAAAAAAGACCGCCGUUUCGAAGAAGAACUGAAACUUGCCAAACUGCGGGAAGACCGGAUGGAGAAAAUGCAAAAACGACAGCUCGGCUUCCAGGAAAAACAGCUGAACAUGCAGGCCGAUGAAUUAAAUAUUCGGCGUAUGGAGGCUGAGAAUCGCCGACUCGGGCUUCAGUUACGACUACGCAGUAACGGAAAUGCGGUAAAUGACCAGUUAUUUUGAGUGUUUUAAUUUCAACAAUCACCAUCCAAUUUGAACUUCAGUUAUUGCCACUGCCAUCUGUACAUUCGUUUUUUAUUCUCUAAUACUUGUUAACACGUACUGCAUAAUACGCUCGCGCUUCCUUUGUCCGUCUUCGUUGUGGCGUACGUGACCGUUGUUCUCUUCGUCAUCGUUGUCAUUAUCGAUUGCCUCCCAGUCGGGAUCAAAUGCAUCAG
This is a messenger RNA of Paramacrobiotus metropolitanus, 1524 nucleotides long. RefSeq lists its product as uncharacterized. The record is from RefSeq and is a predicted model, not a curated record. NCBI's taxonomy places the organism in Eukaryota, Metazoa, Tardigrada, Eutardigrada, Parachela, Macrobiotidae. Bases 722 to 1309 code for a protein of 195 amino acids. The transcript is spliced from 2 exons.